Molecule: messenger RNA, 2828 nt
Organism: Suillus clintonianus
Lineage: Eukaryota; Fungi; Basidiomycota; Agaricomycetes; Boletales; Suillaceae
Exons: 4
Coding region: 189-2483 (764 amino acids)
Source: RefSeq, a predicted model, not a curated record
GUUUGCGUGUGAGAUUGAUCGGAGUAUGAAACGAGUUGAGGAGAGAAGACCUCACAUCGACAAUUGUCUGCGUGAGGAUUAAUAUUCUAAUUCGACCAUCGACGCGUUGAGCCCUGAACGCGUUCAUCCCCUAAUCUUUGCUCGCCACUUUCAAAAUCUAUUGGGACUACUUAGCGAACAAUUUUACCAUGGCUAGAGCGACUCGUUCAGCGACACAGCAGAAUGAAAAGGAUAAACACCCAGAUCCAGCAAUUCCACAACGUACAAAGCAAUCCACAAAGAAACGCAAGCGCGUUUCACUUCCAGACGACGACCAGCCUGCAGCAAAGCAGCAUCGUUCCGAGAAUGGCAUAAAGGAGGAAUCAACUGACGACAAGUUAUCCAAGGGAAAGUUGCCCGAGCUUGACCAUGUAGCCGAUGUCCCUUUAGACACUUCAAUCGCGCAACAGGUCCUUGAAAUCCUUGAAAAGGUCGAUUCUCAAGGUCUUCUUGACCGCGUCUUUCCCCUUCCCGCCACAAAUCCAUCCGAGCCAUCCACUUCAAAAUCCCAAACGGGAACGUGUUCUCUUCGUACUCUCCUCACCGAAUCAUCACAGCACCCACUCAGGGUGCUCCAUUCCGCAGUUCAGAAUCUAUUUCCAGUAGCUCAUCACGCGAGGUCUCGUGCAUCCUCUCUUACUGCGCUACAACUGCGUUUUUGCAAUCUUGCCAUCUCCCUCCUCAACCAGGCAUCCUUUUACUCCGUCCCGCUUCCCCUCGACAUCGAAUCCAUAAUCCCAGUCAAUCCAGAGCCAUGUGCUGCAGAUGGACCACCUCUCAGCCCGAGCCUGCCCGAUAAACUAUCUCACACCGGACAGUGUAAGAGAUAUGCGCUCAUGCAACGCCUCCCGUCCGGCACCUGGUGGUCAUCCCUCGGCACGGACCUCUCUAAAGAGAUCAAAGACCUCCAAACUGCCAACGCAGAACUCGUUGCAAUCCUCCCCUCACCUUCGUCCCUCGUAUACUCCGACGACGCCUCCAAGUCAACUAUUACUCUCACAGACACGCAAGCUCCGAUGACGCUGGGUGCCUACGUACCGAAGAAGCCUCCAGGACACCGGUCGAAGCUUCCCGGCCCUCGGCGUGUGAGCUGUGGGUCAUUUUUGGACUAUGGUCCUUAUGCGAGUUUCGCUCCAACUUUCGAUCAGGAGGGAGUGGAGACCGGAAGAGAGGCGCUUGGGGAGGUCUUGUGGAGAUGGGAGGAUAGGAAGAAGGGUUGGGCCACUGAGAAAGCGCGUGCUGCUGAGGAGGCUACACAGUGUUUGCCUAUGGAAGGGCUGCAUUCAACGGAGGGAGAAGAGCAAGAGCAAAAUAACGUCAUUGACCCAUUACUUGAGGAUGAUGACGACGAAGAGACUUUGGACGGCCUGCUAUCAAAAGAACAGGUCGCCUCCCUGAAGUCUGUCCUCAAGAGCUUAGAAUUGGAGAAUGCUGUUCAGGAGCUGCUAGAUCGAAACACAAAAGCUUUAAGGCGAUUAGAAGAGCUUCAGAGACAACGGCUCUCGAAAGAAGGGGGAUUCCAUGCGGUUGAAGAAGGAUCGGAAGAGUGGGAUACUGCUCAAAGCAUUCUCGAGUCACUCACCUUGCUGGCAUCACUACGGCCCCGACAAUCGGGGAGUGAUGAUGUGCCACUUAUUCCCUCCCCCACUACACUCCACAAACUACAUCGUACACUCCCUGUUGCACCCUCACAAGGCUGGUACGGUACUCUACCUACAGGCCGCACAACAGCUCUUCGCGACAACUCAACACUCUACAUCAAAUCCACCGCCACUGCAGUGCCCUCUCUGCCAUCAGCCGCGCCCACACCCGCCCCUGCAACACCAGCUGCAACACCAACUGCCGCGGCAGCCGCAGUUGCACAGAACUACCAGUACUCGUACAAUUAUGCAGCAGCAGCAGGCUACCGUGGUAAUUAUCAGUACAAGCCAGGACAGACACCCUCGUACUACCCUGCUUCAUAUGGCACGCAGGGGCAGACCCAAGCUGCCACGCAAUACUAUGCUAACCAGCAAUACGCAGCAUCAGGGCAACAGCAAUACGCCUACUCUUCCUGGUACCAAUAUCAGCCUCCAACCCAAGCUGCUGCCACUACGAGUACGGCCGCUGCUCCGGGGACACCGCAGACGGUCAUAACCACAACCGCACCUGCGACCCCAUCUGCAACGAUUCCAACGAGUUAUGCAGGGUUCUUCAGCAACACUGCACAGGCUGGGCAGCGCGCAGUGGCGAAUACCGUCACUGGGAAACCACCCCAAGCUGCUGCGGGCACGAUCUGGGGCACAGGAACAGCUGGCACGGGUGGCUACGUCCCUCCGACGCUCCCCCCGCAUAUGCGAACUGCCGUAGCAGGCGGCACCGCGCAGCAAGGGGGGUAUGCUUACCAGCCCAAUUAUUAUGGGGCGUAUCAGCCUCAGGCUGCUGCUGCGUCCCCUGCGCAGUGAUGGCUAUUUUGAUCCUUUGUUUUAUGUUUUUAGUUUCAAAAUUAUAUUCUUUGCCGGGUGCUGCCCUGUGGUUUGGAUGGCAGGAUACCGUAUGAGCUGUGUAGUAGAACGUUGGAAAUAAUGAAUAUUGAUUAAUUGGAGUUUGGUGGUAUGUAAUCAUCGAGAUAAUUGGGUAUUGGAGACUCGACAUUGGGAUAUCAUAUGUAUCACACUCAGACUUCCGAAUGCUUAAUAUUCUCGAUGUGACAUGAACGGGAUUGGGACCUGCUUUUAAGUUAAUAUGCGGCUCUGUUUCAGGGUGUGGUGGGAGUCAUAUGGUCCGGAAUGCCUGGCUCUCAGAGUCAC